Mauremys reevesii (Reeves's turtle) is the source of this 1402-nucleotide messenger RNA. RefSeq names its product chromosome 2 C7orf57 homolog (gene C2H7orf57). Bases 297 to 1340 code for a protein of 347 amino acids. NCBI's taxonomy places the organism in Eukaryota, Metazoa, Chordata, Testudines, Geoemydidae. The record is from RefSeq and is a predicted model, not a curated record. The transcript has 10 exons.
UGCGGGGUGUCAAGCUGAGCCCUUCCCCUUGUCCGGGGUGGGGGCUUCCAGGCUACAUCCCACCAGGUGCUGCUUGAGUUCACCUGGCCUUAUGCUGGUCACGGCCAGACUGUAGGGCACCAGGAGCCGGGGGAGAGGGGCAGGGCUUAUGCACCAUCUGGUUAAACAGGGGCAAAUACAACUGGGGAUUUGGAGCUGCUCUAAAAGAACAACAAAUCAGGAACCCCUGAGCCUGGAACAGAAGUUUGUUUAUCUCACUUAAUUAAAAGUGGGCAGACUUAAUUUUGGCUUGAGGAAUGAGGAAUAUGAGCAAAGAGCCCUCUGCACCCCCCAACCGAUAUGCUUCUUGUGAAUGGUACUACCAUGUUCCACUGAAACGAUCAGAGAAGACUGUGAACUCAGAAAUCCCAAUUCCUCCACCAUCCCAGAUCCCAGGUCUGAGCAACCUUGGAGAGCAUCACAAUGAAAUUACAUUUGGGAGCCGCAGGAAAUGGAUCAAAGAGACAGACUCAGCAUACGUAAAGCUGGCAAAGCAAGGAGGCCGACCUGAUUUGUUGAAACAUUUUACACCUAGUACAAGAAAAACAUCCCCAGUAGCUUAUGCUGUACCUGACUGGUAUACACACCACAGUAAACCACUAACAGAUGAUGAAUCUAAAGCCCAUGUUUCCUCAAUGCCUGACUACAUGGUUCAUGAAGAGUUUAAGUCUGAUCAGCUCAAUGGUAACUAUGAAACAAAAAGAGGGCCUUUUGAUUUUGAUAUGAAAAGUAUUUGGCAGAGGGAUGCUGAGGACAAGGAGAACAAAGAGAAAAAGAAGGAAAAUGCUGCUCAAGUUGAGGUCCAUGUGGGCAACACAAAAGAGGUAAAGCUUCCUGCUAUAAACCCCAAAUACCCAAACAGAAUACCACCCUCUACUGCAAAUAAGGAAUUCCAUGGGGGAAAUAGGCUUUAUUUUCCACCUAUGCCUGGUCAGAAAAACAAUGAACCAGUAAACUUCAGCAAACUGCUUAGCAAUGGUUACAGGGACGACUGGAUUCAGCAGCGUAAUGACUGGGAGAAAAAGAUUCAGCAAACCUCAAAAAAUAAUGAGCAGCCUGAAGAGACUCUUCUUCCAAGUGAGUACCAGAAGAAAAUAGGAAAGAAGCAGAAAGCUAAAAAAUAUACAUUGUCAUUCAAAAGAAAAACUGUUGCAAAAAUAAAGGAUGAGCCCAGAUCUCAAUCUGGACCUGAAAUAAGUGCCCCGCCUAAGAAGUCACUCUUCAAACUCAACAUGUUCAGAGACAUCCCAGCCCGAAUUGACUCCAACAGACAAGUAAAAGCUGCAGCUUCAGAGAUGUAAUAAAGAUAUUAAUAUUUUAAAAAGAGCAUCAAGAACAGUAAAGCAUGAUAUGGCUUAUGAAA